Quercus lobata is the source of this 1391-nucleotide messenger RNA. RefSeq names its product rhodanese-like domain-containing protein 11, chloroplastic. Lineage: Eukaryota; Viridiplantae; Streptophyta; Magnoliopsida; Fagales; Fagaceae. The transcript has 10 exons. The record is from RefSeq and is a predicted model, not a curated record. The coding region runs from base 140 to 1021 and encodes 293 amino acids.
AGAGCAUUAUCCCGGAUAAGCUUUAUCCUUACUUUUUAUCGUGUCAGUUUUGUAAUGGAUAAGCAAAUUCCAAACCUGAAAUCUCAACACUUCCAUUUUCACUGACUCAACCACAAACAAUUGUCACUCACAAGUCACAAUGGAAGCUCUGGGACUUCCUUCUCUUACCAUUUCAUGCUCGAAUUUUCAACUACGAAAGGUCUCCAACAUAUCUAAAAGAACACACCAUUAUUGCACUUCUUUAGAGCUAUCUGCUCUGAAACUCAGUCCCUCUUGCACAACCCACCUUUUGCAUAGGAGUACUAUUCGAAUGCAAGCCGAUGGUGAAGAUUAUGAAUUGAAGCAAAUGAAAGAUAUGGCUGCUGCCAGGAAGAGAUGGGAAGCUCUGGUCAGGGAAGAAAAAGUGAAAGUUCUUACACCCAGGGAAGCUGGAUAUGCAAUUCAGCUAACUAACAAAACCCUACUUGAUGUUCGUCCCUCUACUGAACACCAUAAGGCAUGGGUUAAAGGCUCAACCUGGAUUCCAAUCUUUGAUGUUGAUGACAAGUUUGACGCUGGAACUCUGUCCAGACAGAUCACAAGCUUUGUGAUGGGAGGUUGGUGGAGCGGUGUGCCUACAUUGUCUUACAAUAACCAGUUCUUGUCAAAGGUUGCGGAGAAGUAUCCAAAGGAUAUAGACCUUAUUGUUGCAUGCCAGAAGGGUUUGAGAUCUUUAGCCGCUUGCGAGCUACUAUAUAAUGCUGGCUACAAAAACCUUUUCUGGGUGCAAGGGGGCCUGGAGGCUGCUGAAGAGGAGGAUCUUAUCAGAGAAGGUCCUCUACCUUUUAAACUUGCUGGAAUUGGUGGGGUUUCAGAGUUUCUUGGUUUUACUGAUCAACAAAGAGAUGCAGCUGCAAAAGAAGGAUGGAGUUACCGACUAAUGUUUUCUGCCCGUCUGGUGGGGGUCUUUCUUGUUGCUGAUGCCUUGUUUAUUGGUGCUCAGCAAGUAGGUCAUUAUCUUCGGGAUAUAAGGUCUCCCUGAGGUUCAGUAGCUGGGUUAAAAUGUAUUCGAUAGAAAUAUUGAGAGAGCACCAUAUGAAGAUGAGUUGCCCAAUAUCACAAUUUUUCCCCCCCUGGAAAAACCGAAAAACUGCUUUACAAAGCUAGUUACACUUACAUGCAUGCUUUCCAAUAUUAAAUUUCGCCACUGUGCAUCUUUUUUAUGCUUUUUGGUUGUGUUGUGUUUGAGUGUAUUCUACCACGUUCUGUUGCGGAAAUAAUCGAACAGCGGUUGUCUCCGUAAAUUUUGUUAAAAUCAUUCUGGCUUGUAAAAAGAAGUUCUAGCUAUACAGUCUAAAAUAUAACAUUUCUACUCCUUGUAAUGUGUAUUAGAAAGUUUUUUUUUUGUCUAA